Molecule: messenger RNA, 4189 nt
Organism: Elaeis guineensis (African oil palm)
Lineage: Eukaryota; Viridiplantae; Streptophyta; Magnoliopsida; Arecales; Arecaceae
Source: RefSeq, a predicted model, not a curated record
UGCUCACCAUUUGGAGUUCAUGAUGUACCCUUACGGCCUCCACUCCAUUAUCUGGCCUAGGGCUUAUCGGAAUCCCGAGUGAAACCUCGAGGGAUGGCGCUCUCCUCUCCUCCCCCACAAACCCCUCUCCGAGAUCAAUUUUUUCCUCGAAAGUUUCGCAUUUCCACCAUCUCCUCGCAGCAUGAGCAGACGAGCGGCGGCGAUCGUUCUUUCCCAAUCGCCGGCCCUCUUCGCAUCCCUCCGAACCAAUCACUGCUUCCGGCCGAUGCAAUCGUGGAUUUUCCACCUCAAUCCGUUCAGAAAACCUUGCAUUUCUUUCUUCAGCAGCGGCAGUAGCUGUUCUUCCCCUGAUGACGAUUUGAGUGGUUUGAUCGACCCCGACUUCUCCCCUCCAUGGAAUGGAGAGUACCGGGAUCGAGACGACCGCCGGGGGGCCUCGGUAUCGCCAAAAGACUUCGCCUUUUUACAAGAGGCAAUCGCAGAACGUGAUGCUCUCCCUGGAAAUACUCUCGAUUCGGGUAAGUUCUCUGAGGAGGCCGUUUUGAUUGCCAAGGCAGUUAGGACUAGUGGAGGUGUCUUCAGUGACAAAACUGAGAAGUUUUUGAGGCAAUUCAGAGGGAAGUUGGAUGAAUCGCUGGUGAUCGGGGUGCUAAGACUUGUUAAAGUUCCUGAAUUGGGUGUCAAGUUCUUCGUCUGGGCUGGUCGACAGAUCGGGUAUAGCCACACAGGUCCGACGUAUGAUGCACUAAUAGAAAUUUUAGGUUUCGAUAAGAAGAGUAGAGUUCCUCAACAUUUUCUCAAGGAAAUUGGAGAGGAUGAUAGAGAAGUGCUUGGUAGAUUGCUUAAUGUAUUGGUUCGGAAGUGUUGCCGCAAUGGGUUUUGGAAUGAGGCACUGGAGGAGCUUGGGAGGCUUAAGGACUUUGGCUACAGACCAUCAAAAGUGACUUAUAAUGCUUUGAUUCAGGUUCUUCUGAGUGCUGACCGAUUAGAUUCAGCUUUUUUAGUUCAUAGGGAGAUGUCAGAUUCUGGCUUUUCUGUGGAUCGUUUCACUAUGGGUUGCUUUGCGCAUUCGUUAUGCAAAGCUGGGAGGUGGGUGGAAGCUCUUAAUAUCAUAGACCAGGAAGAUUUCACACUUGACACUGUUUUAUGCACCCAAAUGAUAAGUGGGUUGUUGGAAGCUUCUCUUUUUGAAGAAGCGAUGUCUUUUCUUCAUAGGAUGCGAUCCAACUCUUGCAUCCCAAAUGUUGUGACGUAUAGGACACUGCUUUCAGGCUUUCUGAGGAAGAAGCAACUUGGGUGGUGUAAGAGAAUUAUUAAUAUGAUGAUCACAGAGGGUUGCAAUCCGAAUCCAUCAUUGUUUAAUUCACUGGUACAUGCAUAUUGCAACUCAGGGGACUACACUUAUGCAUAUAAGCUGUUAAAAAAGAUGAAUGCUUGUGGUUGCCGACCGGGUUAUGUGACAUAUAAUAUCUUUAUUGGAGGGAUUUGUGGGAAUGAGGAACUACCGAGUUCUGAGCUGAUGGACUUGGCAGAAAAAGCUUAUGAGGAAAUGCUGGGUGCUGGAUUCGUACUUAACAAGAUAAAUGUCAGUAACUUUGCGCGGUGCCUUUGCGGCAUGGAAAAAUUUGACAAGGCUUUUGGGGUUAUAAAGGAGAUGAUGAAGAAGGGUUUUGUACCUGAUACUAGCACAUAUUCAAAGGUGAUUGGUCUUCUCUGUCAGGCUUAUAAGGUGGAAAAAGCUUUUCUUUUAUUUCAGGAAAUGAAAAUGAAUGGUAUAGUUGCUGAUGUUUAUACAUAUACUAUUUUGAUUGAUAGUUUCUGUAAGGUUGGUCUCAUUCAACAGGCUCGGUGUUGGUUUAAUGAAAUGAAGAGAGAUGGUUGCACUCCAAAUGUGGUGACUUAUACUGCCCUUAUACAUGCUUACCUGAAAGCUAAGCGACUCUCUGAGGCAAAUGAGCUUUUUGAGAGUAUGCUUAGCAUGGGAUGUCAUCCAAAUGUUGUCACGUACACUGCUUUAAUUGAUGGCUUUUGCAAGGCCGGCGAGAUUGAUAAGGCUUGUCACAUAUAUUCUAAAAUGAGAGGUAAUUGUGAGGAUCCAGAUAUCAAGACAUCCACUGAAGGUGAUAGUGCUGAAGUCGCAGAGCCAAAUGUUAUUACAUAUGGUGCAUUGGUAGAUGGCUUGUGCAAAGCUCAUAAAAUAGCCGAGGCUCGUGAUUUAUUGGAUGCAAUGUCUUCUGCUGGUUGUGAGCCAAAUCAUGUUGUCUAUGAUGCUCUAAUUGAUGGUUUAUGCAAGGCUGGGAGGCUUGAUGAAGCACAAGAGAUGUUUGUAAGAAUGUCUGAGCGUGGUUUUUCUCCUGAUGUGUACACAUACAGCUCCUUGAUCGACAGGUUGUUUAAAGAUAGAAGACUUGAUCUUGCAUUGAAGGUUCUUUCGAAAAUGCUAGAGAAUUCUUGUACUCCAAAUGUCAUCACUUAUACUGAGAUGAUUGAUGGGCUCUGUAAAGCUGGUAAAACUGAAGAGGCUCGUAAGCUUCUGACAAUGAUGGAAGAGAAAGGUUGUAAUCCAAAUGUCGUCACCUAUACUGCCUUAAUAGAUGGAUUUGGUAAAGCAGCUAAAGUUGAAAUGUGCCUGAAACUUUUUAGUGAAAUGAGCAAAAAGGGCUGUUCUCCAAAUUUCGUUACAUAUAGAGUAUUGUUAAACCAUUGUUGUGCUGCUGGCCUGUUAGACAAGGCCCAUGAACUUCUAGAGGAGAUGAAACAGACUUACUGGCCAAGACAUAUAGCAGAUUAUUGCAAUGUAAUUCAAGGAUUCAGCAGGAAGUUUAUCAUUUCACUUGGUCUUUUAGAAGAAAUGGCAGAAUAUAGUUCGGUGCCAAUUGCUCCUGCUUAUAGCAUACUCAUUGAGAGUUACUGUAGAGCUGGCAGGCUGGAGACAGCCCUUGAAUUGCACAACGAGUUCAGAGGCAUGUCAUCAUGUUCAACCAUUGGCAACCAGAAUAUGUAUUGUUCUUUAAUUGAGGCUCUUUGUUUAGCAUCUAAGGUUGAGAAAGCGUUCGAACUAUAUAGUGAGAUGACAAGGAGAGGCCAUAUUCCAGAAUUAACCGUUCUCUUUUGCCUCAUCAAAGGACUCCUCAGAGUGAAUAAGUGGAAUGAAGCUCUUCAACUUUGUUAUAGCAUAUACCACAUGGGACAUACCUAAAGCCAUAUUAUGUUGCAUGAAAAUCUGGAUGAUCGACAUUCUAGAAAGCUAAAAUUGUACUGGCUAUUGAAAGAAGUCUCUCACAUUAUGAAGGGUAUACACUGGUACAGUCAAGAAGGCUUUGACAGGAGCUAGAUAUUCAUUUUUAUUUUUCAAGCUUUCUCCUUAAGUUGAUGAUUCAUUGUCUCCCCUUGCAUCCUUAUGUCUAUGUCGUGAUCAAGCACUACAAUUUUCUACGAGCAUCAGUUCAUUGAGAAGGUCCUGAUAAUUGAGAAUUGACCAGCUAAGAGCUUCGAGUGUUUAUGGCAUACCAGAAGGGACCCAUGGAGAUGACUGCUACUUUCCCAUAAAAUGACUCUGCUUGUGUUGUUUGAACAAACACAGUUGUUGUACUAAAUAGGCAAUGGUAACUGAUUGAGCAUGCUAAUCUGGAUAAGAUUCUUGGAUAAUCUCUGCAAGUAGUUUGUGAGGGGACCUUUAGUUGUCAUGGUCUGUAAUCUGGGCUUCUUUCGGUUAUCUCAGAUUCUGGUGCAGACGUGUCUCUAAAUGCAUUGCUGGGGUACCUUUUGCUGCAGCCCCUUCCAAGACUCACAUUCUCUAAUAACUUAUUCCCAACAACAGAUUUUUUUUUUGCACAUUUGUGAUUCUUUUAAAUCCAACAGAGAAGGAAUGUUGAUGGAACUAGCCAAGAUGUCCAUCUCAGUAAAUAUUUAAGUCAAGCUUGAACUUGUUGCAAGAAGUCUGAACUCUGGAUCUCUCAUGUCUUUUGCCUUCUUUGUUCUAUAAUUAUUAACAGGGAGGUGCAUAUCUAUGUAGCCCAAGGAAAGAAGUCAUAAUACCAUCUGAAAAAGGUUCAGGUGCUUUUAGUGCAGUUAUAUGAUUUUGACGUGGGUGUUGAUAUGACUAGACCAUAUGAUUCAUGUAUACGCUUGGUUUACAUAUUGGAAUACAGUUUAAAGAUACAGAUCUAAUGAACUCACAUUUUUGUUG